CCUCAUUGUAUCUUUUCAUAACACCAAUUCCCCCCACGAAACAAUGUCAGAUACAAGCGAAUCCACGCUCGAAGAAGUAUCCAUUGAGAGAAUCUUGGAUGUUCUCGAUUUGGCGGCUCAUGACGCCACCGAAUCGGGCGACUACCUCACUUACGGCACCGUGUUGGACGUUUAUUUGGGAAACCCACUACAAUACAAGAUCGAUGAACGUGAACAAUUGCUUCAACUGCUCUUGCUGGCAUUCAUCCUUGACCCUAAGCUUGUAUAUGAGGCCGGGUGGGAUUUACCCCCAUUACUAUUGAGAUUCAUUGAUCUGGAUUAUGAUUUUGAUGCACCCAUUAGGUUUGCUCCAUGCAUUUAUCGAGUCCUCAAACUAUUCGAGUUGCUUGCAGUAUGGGGUAAUCAUAAAGAAUUGUUGUUGAAAGCUUGUGAAUGUGUCAGUACCUUGCUUGUGUCCCAUCUGUCUGUUGUCACCGAAGAUGAAUCACAUCAAAUGAAAUUCUUUGAAAUUAAAGUGUAUUGUCUCUUUGAAUUAAUGAGUGUUUGUUUGAGAGGUAUUAGAGGAACCUUACCAGAAGCCCUGAAGACCACUUCGUCUAACACAGGCACAAUUUCAACCCCGGUGAAAUCUCCACUGAAGUUCUUGGCAAUGGCUGCCACUGCCAUAGUUAACAUGGUGGCGUCUAAUGGACUUAAUAGACUGGAUUAUUGGACAUUCAUGUUGAAAAGAGUUUAUAUUUUUUGUAGAACCUACACCGAUGGGGCUAUUCUUGGGGUUAAAAAUAACGUGCCUUUGAAGCUGUUCCGUGAAUUUGAUGAUGAAGAUAGUUCAGAGAAAUCUGAACUGGUGGCCCCAGCCCCAGCCGAAGGUGAUGAUAAUUUACAUUCUUUGAAGCCAACUUCCAUUGAUAAAAUAGUCGUGCAACUGGAAGAAGAUGAAGAAGAUGCUGCUAUUCAACGUAAACUUCUCACUUCCUUGUUGACCCAAACUAUCCAACUCGUGGGCCGCAAUUAUCUCUUUGGAUAUUCUAUGGACAUUGUUACCAUGCUCCAAACACCACUACGCCCACAACUCGAAAAGUAUUUCGAUUAUACUGUGGACAACGAAUCAAUGAAUCGUCUCAUAUCAUUAGCGCAAUCCUUUGACAUCGAUCUCGGUGGACAAUUUGCCUCAUAUAUCGUUGAUUCUCAUAAGCUCUUCCAUUCAGUAAAUUUGAAAACUUCUGAUCCAUCGGAUCUCUUCCUGGCAAUUAUCAAUGAUUACCAGACCAAUGUACACUCCACAAUUGUAAAUAGCACUGGAACAGGUAUAACAGAUUCAGUUAUUGGAUGUUUAAUUCUUGCCACACACCAAGUAGCAAGUUCGAAGAACUUCGAUAGCAUUAAACUCACUUUUGGUGAUGCUUUAGUGUUAAGUGUUCGUUCUAUUGUCCCUGGAAUGAUUCAACCAAAGCUUUUCCUGUCAAAGGCUCUUUAUGACUGCUGUGCGUACUGGUCCUGGCUUACUAUUCAUCUUCAACUGACAAGGGAAGUUGAAUUACAACUUCAACGAGUGCCUCCACUUCUUCUUACUGUCUAUUUCCAAUCACUCCUUUUUGCUUGUGUUUCAAGUACAACUAACUCCAACUUCAGGUAUGUCACUCUUACUCUUUUGACAAGAGUAUUAAGCUUAUCACCAGAAGAUGCUGUUUAUUCAUUUUUGAUUGACUCGCUAAAUGAUUGCCCCUAUGAAAAUAUCAAGGCUGCAUUGGCAGGAGUCUUGAGACAAUUGUUGACGCAAAAUCGUGCUGUGGAAAAUGCAGAUGAAAUAACCAAGAAAAUGGGUGGAUUGUCGACUUCAAGCCUGGGCCCUACCUCUGCACCAGCACUUCCUCCAAGAGUAGUCAAGUAUAUCAAGUUGACCCCUGGGAGAGCCAACGACAUUUUUGAUCUAGUUAUGGAUAACCUUACAACCGCCUUUCAGUUUGGUGAAGGUCUGGUCUCUGUCGAUGGUCCUAAAUUCCUGACUCUUUCAAGUCUUCUUAACCUUCUUGUAGUAUGCAGAACUGACCCUAUCAUGAAAGAGACCGAACAGAAGGAAAGACUUAAGGAUGUUCUUUUGGAGGUACUGACAGUGAUCAAAAAGGUUAAAGAUAUUUCUGACGAGCCACCUACUGCUAAUGCAGCAGAUAUUCUCAAGAUCGCUCUUGAAAGAAUAAGAGCUUAAUUAUAUAUGAAUAGAUGAAGAUAUGUGA
Molecule: messenger RNA, 2234 nt
Organism: [Candida] anglica
Lineage: Eukaryota; Fungi; Ascomycota; Pichiomycetes; Serinales; Debaryomycetaceae
Source: the annotation of a GenBank genome assembly